UAGGUUAUGUUGUUUGUUUUCUCUGGUUUAUUUCUUUAUGUUCGGCGGAAUGUGAAUGUAAAUGAUGAAUAAGUGAUAAAGCUGUGAUUCUAUUCCUAGGUUAUCAGCCAAUUUUCAAGAGGUUUACCGAUUACCAAGUGAAUUUAAUUUCAUUCCUUCUCUUUUAUUUGAAGUCAUCGAGUUUUUGCACACGAUAGAAAGUUUUCGAUCUGUGCUGAGGUUUAGGAUCUCAUUAAAUUUGAUCAGCAGACCAGUCAUUCCAUUUUUCUCUUUGAGUGUUGAAUUUUCACGAUUACCUUAGUUUUUUCCGGUAAAUAUUGUGAACGCUAUACCUUUAACUCGUUGCGAUUAUCUAGAUGAAUUCGUAACUGUAUUACGUAUCAAUAUACGUAUCAAUCAGAUUUGUCAAAGAUCCCUUUUGGACUGUCAUAUCUGUCGGGACAUCUUACAAUUCGUGCUUUGGAUUAAAGUUAGAUAGUUGCUAUCGAAGAAUAAAAACAUCUUUUCAAUUGUCAGAACUGAAGAAAUCAUCCUGGCCUACUAAUCUGAGGAAAUCUUAUCAGGAAAAAAAAAGGUGUCUGCUGGGUGCAGCCUCAUUUGUCAAUUUUUGAAGUGUCAGAGACGCUUAAGGACAAGGAUGGAUGAUCAAGCAUGGAUGGAUGCAAUUGGCAGAAUAAUAGAUGAAAGACAAUUUUUUGUUUUUCGCGGCUUUCCUGGUCCUCAUGAUGGAAUCAUAGAAGGCAUGAUCAACGAUCAAGGUAUUCAGAAUGGAGCAGGGUAUGCACUCCUUUACAGAGCUCUUAAAACACAUCAACUUUGGCUAGCAAAGCUUUUUUUGAUGGCGGGUGCUAAUGUUCACCGUGAGAGUUCACCAACAGUCUAUGAUAGUCAUCUACUUGUUCUAGCAGCUCAGUGUCCCACUGACACAGAAGUUGAAGCAAGCGAAGUUGCGGAAAUGCUCCUGGAAAGAGGUGCAUCUGUCAAUGAUAUCGAUAAAAAAAAAAGAUCCGCACUUCAUUAUGCUGCCAGCUUAGGAAAUGAAGGUUUGGCAGUGUUACUUCUCAGGGUAGGUGCAUUAGUUGAUAAAGUUGAUUCCGAACUUCUCACUCCAUUGCAUCUAGCUGCAUCAAAGAACCGUCCAGGGGCUAUUGAAUUGCUGUUGACGAAUGGAGCUGAUCCAAAUGCAACUAGUCAUUGGGAUGAAACUCCACUGCAUUUAGCUGCAACUAAUGGGCAUUCAGAAGCCGUUAAUUUGCUGUUGAUGAAUGGAGCUAAUCCAAAUGCAACUAGUUAUAGGGAUGAAACUCCACUGCACUUUGCUGCAACCAAGGGGCACGCAGAAGUCGUAGAUUUGCUGUUGACGAAUGGAGCCAAUCCGAAUUCUGUCUCUCUUAGGGGAGAAACCCCGCUGCAUUUUGCUGGUAUUAGUGCGUCAUCAGAUUCUAAAAUGGAGAGAACCGUCUCAUUACUAUUGAAUCACAAGGCUGAUAUGUAUGUCAAAACAGAUUGUGGUCGCACUCCAUUGCACAUAAUGAUCAGGGAAGAGGAAAUUGUAAAAAAAAUGUUAGAGCAUGGAGUGGAUGUAAAUACUACUACCAGGGAUGGUCGAACUCCUUUGCACUUGGCAGCUGAAUAUGGUUGCGAUGAAGUCGUCGAAAUAUUAUUACAUAAUAAUGCUGAUGUAGACUAUGCUGACAAAGGUGGGAGAACUCCUUUGCAUUUUGCCUCGGAGAGAGGUCGUCUUAGCAUUGUAAAACUACUUUUGGAAAAAGGGGCUGAAGUAAAUGCCCUUGACAAAAAUGGGAACACACCACUGCAUUUGGCAGCAAAGUAUUACUCUCAAGAUAACUCUUAUUCCAGUAUGAUUCAGUUUUUGUGGGAAAACAAUGCAAAUGUCGAUGCUGUCAACGAAGAAGGUGACACCCCUAUUAAUAGAGCAAUGAGCAAGUAUUCUAUUUCCGCCCUAUCAAAAUGCAAUGCUGACAUCAAUUGGCAAGGAAACUUGCAAGAAACUGCUCUUCAUCAUGCUGUUUUAUGCAACAACGCUGAUGCUGUAAAAUCCCUCAUACACUGGGGAGCUGACUGCAGUCUAGAGAAUUCCUCAGGAAAGACUCCCCUAGCUUUAGCUAUGUCUCGCCGAGUUGAUUACAGCUUUCUGAAUAUGAUCCUCAUGAAACAUGUAACAAGAUUGAAGGUUGUCAAUUGGUAUGAAAAUGAAAACGAUCUGAGCCUGCUUUCUGAAAAUUUUUGUGAUGCCUUGAGACGUUUUGAAAAAGCUUGCAAGGAUGAAUUGAGUCAAAUGAAAAAUGAAAUAAUAGAUGAUGAUCAACAUACUCUAUUGGAUGUUUUAUUUGAGUCUCGUAAUCCACAUCAUGCGAUGCUCUGCUCACAAAAUGAACAAGAAAAGAUAAAGAACAAAUUAGCUAGUUUUAAUUUUGAUCCAUUUCCAAUUUAUCGCAGUUUCAUCAUGAAUUUUUUAAAAAUCUGAACUCAUGCUGGAGAAAAAUUAUUGUUGAUUCGCCUGUGCCUGCAGGUCAUUUGGCAUCACAAGGUUGCUCAUAUAUGUAAGUGUGUAGGUUGCUGAUUCAGGCAUGUGUCAGAAAGCUUAUUCUACAUUAUUGUUCAGGUAAGCCUGCCGAACGUUUUGCUACAUCUACUAGCUUUUUCUUGCAGAACAACAAUAAAUUUUACUGUUCUGCCUAAAUAUUUGGUGAAAUAGCAAACUGUUCGGCAGAUAUUUAAACAUUGAGCAGAUGUACCCAAAGAAGUGUUAUACUAAAUUAGCUUUUAUGACUGAGCCAAUUCCUCCAAAUCACACUCAUACAUCAAUAUAUUUUUUCCUGUCUCGGGUAUUUUCGAAAUAAAACGAAACUCAGUUUUCA
This is a messenger RNA of Bemisia tabaci, 2882 nucleotides long. The record is from RefSeq and is a predicted model, not a curated record. Lineage: Eukaryota; Metazoa; Arthropoda; Insecta; Hemiptera; Aleyrodidae.